CCUAGCUGAAGAUAAUUUAACUCCAAAGAUGCUGAAAACAUUUCUUCUGUAUCUUCUUGUUCUCAAUUUUGUCUGGUUUCACUGUUCACUGGCCGAUUCUAAUAAAACCAACGCCACCAGACCUCCAGCAACCAUCACCCAGGGUGUCAACAUAACUAAGCCUGGCUGCAAAAGCAAGUGUGGAAAUUUGAUCGUUCCAUAUCCAUUUGGCAUUGGCGUGGGCUCAGACUGUUCCAUAGGUCCGGAAUUUGACAUCUUCUGCGACACAUCUUUCAACCCUCCAAAGCCAUUUAUGGGAGAAUCCUCCAAUCUUGAACUCAUUGAUAUAUCAGAUACCCAAAUACGGGCUAAGAACGAGGUGGCUUCGCAGUGUUACAAUCCAAGUGGUAAUGAGACCAGUUCCUUCGCAAUGAACAUCACUUUGGUACAGCCGUUCAGCUUGUCUGAAUCAAAUAAGUUAACAGUAGUAGGAUGUGACGAUUUUGCAGUAGUGUCCGGGUGGGGUGGGAGUAACAUCUCAGUUGCGUGCUUUUCUAGUUGUGGAAAAAAAGAGGAUAUCUUCGAAGGUGAUUGUAGGGGGAUUGGAUGUUGCCAGGUUUCGAUACCACCUGGACUAACGGAAAUUUAUGGCACGGUUGACAGUUCUGAUAAUCACACGAAUGUAUCAUCCUUCAACCCUUGCGGUUAUGCCUUUCUUGCAGAGCAGGAUAGUUUCGUAUUCAGUUCAGCAGACCUUAAUGACCCGGCGUUUGAAAAUAGAACAGUUGAAAAUGUCUCAAUAGCCAUCGACUGGGCGGUGGGGGAGCAAAAUUGCUCUGAAGCUCAGAAAUCCAAAGAUUUUGCGUGUAGGAUGAACAGUAACUGCAUCAACUCUGACACCAGGCUAGGUGGGUAUCGCUGCUUGUGCGCUGAAGGAUACGAGGGCAAUCCUUAUCUUGAUCCAGGCUGCAAUGACAUCAAUGAAUGUGAGAAAAACCCAUGUGGUCGUAAUGCUAUAUGCACCAAUACUCUAGGUAGCUACAAGUGUUCAUGUCCUAAAGGAUUCUCCGGCAAUGGCACUGAAGAAAGACCUUGUGUUAAACCACCUUCAUCAUCAAUUACAGCGUUGAAAUUUUCAUUAGGUUUUGGCUUUGGCCUUUUGGCAGUGAUAAUUGGCGUUAUUUGGAUAUUCUUCAUCUUCCAGAAGAGGAAACUAAUUAGACUCAGACAAAAAUUCUUCCUGCAGAAUGGAGGCUUACUAUUGAGACAGCAGUUGUCUUCUAAUGAAGGAAGUAUGGAAUCAGCCAAAAUCUUUUCUGCUGAAGAACUUGAGAGGGCCACCAACAAUUACGCCGAAGAACACAUCCUUGGAAGAGGGGGAUAUGGAACAGUUUACAAAGGAAUUCUCAAAGAUCAGCUCGUGGUUGCAAUCAAGAAAUCCAGAAUAAUGGAUGAGGCUCAAAUAGAACUCUUCAUCAAUGAGGUCGUCAUUCUGACUCAAAUCAAUCACAGAAAUGUGGUCAAACUCUUGGGGUGUUGUUUAGAAACUGAAGUUCCUUUGCUCGUAUAUGAAUAUGUCUCAAAUGGUACUCUAUUUCACCAUAUCCACAAUAGUGCGAACAUGCCUUGGUUUUCUUGGGAAAAUCGGCUCAGGAUUGCCGCGGAGGCAGCUGGUGCACUUGCCUAUCUUCAUUCUGCAACAGCAAUGCCAGUUAUUCACAGAGAUGUCAAGUCGCCUAAUAUAUUGCUUGAUGAGUCUUACACAGCAAAAAUAGCAGAUUUUGGGGCAUCAAGAUUGGUGCCUAUUGAUCAAACACAGGUGACUACUCUGGUGCAGGGAACAUUGGGCUAUCUUGAUCCUGAAUAUUUCCACACAAGCCAAUUGACAGAGAAGAGCGACGUUUACAGCUUCGGUGUGGUCUUGGCAGAGCUUCUUACUGGGAAAAAACCACUUUCUCCUGAAAACGUUGAGGAAGAAAGAAACCUGUCUACUUACAUUGUUUUAGCUGUGAAGGAAAAUCGGUUGUUUCAAAUAGUGCAACCGAGAGUUCUGCGGGAAGCAAGUACAGAACAGAUUGAAGCAAUUGGCAAGCUUGUUAAACGAUGCCUUAAGUUAAAUGGGGAAGAAAGACCAACCAUGAAAGAAGUGUCAAUGGAAUUGGAAAGCUUGAGGAAGUACAAGUUGCAUCACAAGGAACAGUUUGAAAGCCCUGUAGAGAACAUGGGAUUUACAGGGAAGCAAACUGAUCUGUACCCUGUUUCACUGGACAUCGGUUUCAACACUGGAGACUAUUCUGGACAAUAUACUCUGGACAGCACAAAAAUUUUGCCUGCAGUCAAUACUCCUCAUUACCCUUGUGAAUGCAUCCUAGCUGAAGAUAAUUUAAUUCCAAAGAUGCUGAAAACAUUUCUUCUGUAUCUUCUUGUUCUCAAUUUUGUCUGGUUUCACUGUUCACUGACCGAUUGUAAUAAAACCAACGCAGCCAGACCUCCAGCAACCAUCACCCAGGGUGUCAACAUAACUAAGCCUGGCUGCAAAAGCAAGUGUGGAAAUUUGAUCGUUCCAUAUCCAUUUGGCAUUGGCGUGGGCUCAGACUGUUCCAUAGGUCCGAGCUUUGACAUCAGCUGCAACACAUCUUUCAACCCUCCAAAGCCAUUUAAGGGAACAUCCAAUCUUGAAGUCAUUGAUAUAUCAGAUACCCAGAUACGGGCUAAGAACGUGGUGGCUUCGCAGUGUUACAAUCUAAGUGGUAAUGAGACCAGGUCCGUCGCAAUGAGCAUCACUUUGGUACAGCCGUUCAGCUUGUCUGAAUCAAAUAAGUUAACAGUAGUAGGAUGUGACGAUUUUGCAGUAGUGUCCGGGUGGGGUGGGAGUAACAUCACAGUUGCGUGCUUUUCUAGUUGUGGAAAAAAAGAGGAUAUCUUCGAAGGUGAUUGUAGGGGGAUUGGAUGUUGCCAGGUUUCGAUACCACCAGGACUAACGGAAAUUUAUGGCUCGGCUUGGAGUUCUUAUAAUCACACGAAUGUAUCAUCCUUCAACCCUUGCGGUUAUGCCUUUCUUGCAGAGCAGGAUAGUUUCGUAUUCAGUUCAGCAGACCUUAAUGACCCGGCGUUUGAAAAUAGAAUCGUUGAAAAUGUCUCAAUAGCCAUCGACUGGGCGGUGGGGGAGCAAAAUUGCUCUGAAGCUCAGAAAUCCAAAGAUUUUGCGUGUAGGAUGAACAGUAACUGCAUCAACUCUGACACCAGGCUAGGUGGGUAUCGCUGCUUGUGCGCUGAAGGAUACGAGGGCAAUCCUUAUCUUGAUCCAGGCUGCAAUGACGUUAAUGAAUGUGAAAAACAUCCAUGUGGCCGUAAUGCUAUAUGCAUCAACACUCCAGGUAGCUACAACUGUUCAUGUCCUAAUGGAUUCUCCGGCAAUGCAACUGAAGUUUGUGUCAAACCGCUUUCAUCAAUUACAGCUUUGAAGUUUUCAUUAGGUUUUGGCUUUGGCUUGUUGGCGGUGAUAAUUGGCCUUACUUGGAUAUUCUUCAUCUUCCAGAAGAGGAAACUAAUUAAACUCAGACAAAAGUUCUUCCUGCAGAAUGGAGGCUUGCUAUUGAGACAGCAGUUGUCUUCUAAUGAAGGAAGUAUGGAAUCAGCCAAAAUCUUUUCUGCUGAAGAACUUGAGAGGGCCACCAACAAUUACGCCGAAGAACACAUCCUUGGAAGAGGGGGAUAUGGAACAGUUUACAAAGGAAUUCUCAAAGAUCAACGCGUGGUUGCAAUCAAGAAAUCCAGAAUAAUGGAUGAGGCUCAAAUAGAACUCUUCAUCAAUGAGGUUGUCAUUCUGACUCAAAUCAAUCACAGAAAUGUGGUCAAACUCUUGGGGUGUUGUUUAGAAACUGAAGUUCCUUUGCUCGUAUAUGAAUAUGUCUCAAAUGGUACUCUAUUUGACCAUAUCCACAAUAGUGCGAACAUGCCUUGGUUUACUUGGGAAAUUCGGCUAAGGAUUGCCGCGGAGGCAGCUGGCGCACUUGCCUAUCUUCAUUCUGCAACCGCAAUGCCAGUUAUUCACAGAGAUGUCAAGUCGCCUAAUAUAUUGCUUGAUGAGUCUUACACAGCAAAAAUAGCAGAUUUUGGGGCAUCAAGAUUGGUGCCUAUUGAUCAAACACAGGUGACUACUCUGGUGCAGGGAACAUUGGGCUAUCUUGAUCCUGAAUAUUUCCACACAAGCCAAUUGACAGAGAAGAGCGACGUUUACAGCUUCGGUGUGGUCUUGGCAGAGCUUCUUACUGGGAAAAAACCACUUUCUCCUGAAAAAGUUGAGGAAGAAAGAAACCUGUCUACUUACAUUGUUUUAGCUGUGAAGGAAAAUCGGUUGUUUCAAAUAGUGCAACCGAGAGUUCUGCGGGAAGCAAGUACAGAACAGAUUGAAGCAAUUGGCAAGCUUGUUAAACGAUGCCUUAAGUUAAAUGGGGAAGAAAGACCAACCAUGAAAGAAGUGUCAAUGGAAUUGGAAAGCUUGAGGAAGUACAAGUUGCAUCACAAGGAACAGUUUGAAAGCCCUGUAGAGAACAUGGGAUUUACAGGGAAGCAAACUGAUCUGUACCCUGUUUCACUGGACAUCGGUUUCAACACUGGAGACUAUUCUGGACAAUAUACUCUGGACAGCACAAAGUUUUUGCCUGCAGUCAAUACUCCUCGCUAAUGGAACCACUUGAGUAUAUUUGUUAAGAUUUCAAUAUAUGUUGAAGUUUCUUGCACAUUUGCUGUGUGAUGUGCCUUAUUUGAAGUGGUUUGGAUGCUUGUUAUCAUUGUUCUCUUAGUAAUGUAUCGUGUUUCGAGUUUGAUUUGUUUUUGAUAAAAACAAUUGGAAGUGACUAUCAGCUUAGAGUCUUCGCUGUAUCAUGUUAC
Messenger RNA from Andrographis paniculata, 4872 nucleotides. RefSeq lists its product as uncharacterized. Gene Ontology annotation, cellular component: plasma membrane. The coding region runs from base 29 to 4666 and encodes 1545 amino acids. The record is from RefSeq and is a predicted model, not a curated record. Gene Ontology annotation, molecular function: calcium ion binding; ATP binding; polysaccharide binding. Gene Ontology annotation, biological process: protein phosphorylation; cell surface receptor signaling pathway. NCBI's taxonomy places the organism in Eukaryota, Viridiplantae, Streptophyta, Magnoliopsida, Lamiales, Acanthaceae. The transcript is spliced from 6 exons.